This is a messenger RNA of Lactuca virosa, 1041 nucleotides long. The record is from the annotation of a GenBank genome assembly. Lineage: Eukaryota; Viridiplantae; Streptophyta; Magnoliopsida; Asterales; Asteraceae.
AUGAGCCACCUCCUCAGUCGGCUGCUUCUUCACCCUCCGCUGAAUCCUCUCUUUUUCACAUCUCAUCAGUUUCCAAAAAAUCCGUCACCAACACCGAUGGCUUUACCUUUUCCGCUGCUCUUUGGACAUACUAUCGCUUCCUCUUUAACUCUAAACAGUUCUCAUGUUGCCCACCACCAUCCUCUCCCACCUCUAACAUCGCCUACCUAUGCUAAUACUACUGUUGUCGUUCUUCAACACGCAGGCCUCAUCUGCCAUGGUUUUGGUCUAGACACAGUUGCCAACACUGCACUUGUUGACUUCUACAGUAAAUGGGGAAGAAUCGAUGAUGCACGCAACGUGUUUGAAAAAAUUCCUCACAAGAACGUUAUAUCAUGGAACGCGUUAAUUGCUGGAUAUGGUAAUCAUGGGAGAGGAAUUGAAGCUUUAGAGUUAUUCAAACAAAUGAUUACUGAAAACAUGAUCCCAAAUCAUGUUACUUUUCUUGUUGUUCUAUCUGCUUGUAGCUAUUCUGGUUUAUCAGAUCAAGGGUGGGACAUAUUUGAAUCAAUGGGAACAGAUUUCAAGGUAAAACCUAGAGCUAUGCAUUAUGCAUGUAUGAUUGAGUUAUUAGGUCGUGAAGGGUUAUUAGAUGAAGCUUUUUCUUUGAUCCAAAAUGCUCCAUUUAAUCCUACAGUAAACAUGUGGGCUGCUUUGCUUACAGCUUGUAGGGUCCACAAGAAUCUAGAACUUGGAAAGCUUGCAGCUGAAAAAAUAUACGGUAUGGAGCCAGAAAAGCUUAGUAAUUAUGUUGUUCUUUUAAAUAUUUACAACAGAUGUGGAAAACAAAAAGAAGCUGCUUCUGUUUUUCAUACUUUAAAAAAGAAAGGUUUGAGGAUGUUGCCUGUGUGUAGUUGGAUAGAUGUGAAGAAACAACAGCAUAUGUUUGUUUCAAGUGAUAAAAAAUCAAAAUCCCAUGUUCAAAUUGUAAGGAAUUUGAAGAAAUUAAUGUUGGAAAUUGGAAAAUACGGUUAUGUUCCAAACAAAAACUCAGAAAACUAG